Messenger RNA from Trametes versicolor FP-101664 SS1, 762 nucleotides. RefSeq lists its product as uncharacterized. Gene Ontology annotation, biological process: DNA damage response; heterochromatin formation; leading strand elongation. NCBI's taxonomy places the organism in Eukaryota, Fungi, Basidiomycota, Agaricomycetes, Polyporales, Polyporaceae. The record is from RefSeq and is a predicted model, not a curated record. The coding region runs from base 1 to 762 and encodes 253 amino acids. Gene Ontology annotation, cellular component: epsilon DNA polymerase complex; CHRAC. The transcript has 5 exons. Gene Ontology annotation, molecular function: chromatin DNA binding; protein heterodimerization activity.
AUGCCUCGAGCAAAAGAUCCUUCGACGAGCGGAGCCUUGGUUGCGCAAAAUCAACAGGAUGCUGUGGCAGACGGAAUCGAGGCAUUCGAACUUCCUCGAAGCGUGGUCAUGAAGCUAGCGCGGGCGUCGCAGGUGCCGGAAAACACGAAGUUCUCCAAGGAUGUCAUCCUUGCGACACUGAAGGCCUCCACCGUCUUCAUCAACUAUCUUGCCGCAACCGCGCACGAAGUCGCGAGCUCAAAGCAGCACAAGAGCAUCUCCGCCACCGACGUCCUGAAGGCGCUUGAGCUGAUAGAGUUCGGCGACAUAGCGAAGAACAUUCAAGGGGAACUACAAGUGUACCGCGAUCUGCAGAAGGCGGACAAGAAGAAAGGCGCCGGGAAGGGCAAGGCGCGCGACGCGGCUGAUUCUGUUUCCGCCGCGUCCAAGCCAAAACCCAAGGCGAAGGCCGCCAGCACCGGGGAGGGCGCACAACCGCAACCAGGUCCAACCAUCCAUAUCCCUAGGCCAUCCGGCCUUCCGUCAGCGGAGCCACCAGCCGAGGCCGGGUCAGGCGAUCACGGACAAUUGGAGGAAGUGGACGAGGAUCAAGAAAUGUUGGACCAGGACGAUGAAGCGGCAGACGAUGUCGAGGACGAUAUUGAGGAUGAUAUUGAGGAAGAGGACGCCGAGCCAGAGGAUUCCAUGGCAUUGGAUGAGGAGAUACUGCAGAGGGACGCCCGAGGACUGGACGCACUGGAGGCGGACGAGAGCCAGCUGUGA